AUGGGUCCAUCAUUGAACAACCACUCGUCGUUUGUUCGACCACGCACAUCCGAACGCGAAGGUCGUCCGAUGACCAGAGAUCAAACGGAUCAGAACCUCAUCAUUCCUAGCAGGACCUCCUCCUUACAUUCGCGCAUCACACAGCCUAUUCCUUCGACUUUGAACGUCAAGCCGCAACAGCGAACGCCUAAAACGCUUACACAUGCGUACAUGGUAUGUGGUGUUGGUCGAGAACCGUCGCAAUGGGUCAAGGCUCCAGCACCAUCACAGGGAAAGAUCGGACACAUGAAGGGUGCUGUUGGACAAUUUUGGUUGCCGGAGAUUCUUGGUAGCAGUCCAAGACUGGAGCAGGAUAACGAGAUUGCGAGAGCUUUACACGCUGCAAUGAGAGCAUGCUUUCCUCAUGAUGUAGAGAUUUGCACUGGGCGCACUCAACCGCACUGUGUGCACCAUUCUUUCGUUCUUCAACAGGAUUCCAGCCAUACUCUUUAUGGUAUUGCUCUGAGGGUCUGGUCGAGAGCAGAUGACAAGCGUGCCGAGACGAUCCGUGAUUUAAGACGACGAACCGAAUCCGACUUUUAUGAUUCAGCGGACGAGACUUACUGGAUCCCAUACUGCUUAUCCUUCUUGUCAAGAUACCCGUUGUACAACCUUCUAGGGGAUUAUCUCCGGGGCAUGUGGAUUCACUGGAACAAAGCGACCAACCUCUUCCAUGCAGAGGAAGUAUCGCGCAUCUUGAGCUUCCCAGCUCCAAGACUAAAUGAUCUUGUACGGAUCGAUAUGAAGGAUUACGCACUCUGCUAUCAAUUCCCUUCUUCUCCGACUGGCUUCCAGAACUUCGCCAUGUGGCCAUUGUUUUCUUGCUUGUCGAUUCCCAACAUAGUUGGUGUGAUUGAAGCAGCUCUAUCUCCAACCCGCCGUAUCAUCUUUGUCAGUCACUACCCAGCCAUGUUGACGGUAGCCGCCGAGACUAUACGGUAUUGUGUACGAGUUUACGAGUGGAGUGGUCUUUAUGUACCAGUUGUUCAUGCUAGACAUGCCAAGGAGCUCGUCCAAGAGCCCGGUCCGUAUAUUCUCGGUAUCACUGCAGAGUGCCGUACACUGUUCACAGCACCAACUGAUGCUUUGGUCGUGGAUCUUGAUCGUAACUUCGUGCUCACCUCAAGCCCACCUACUGCGCUCAGCGCCGGCCAGCGCACCAAGAUGGUCAACCGUAUUACACAAGCGCUUAAUGGUGACGUGACACCAUCCGGUGUUCCUCAGCAUCUUCGAUCGGCUUACGGAGGUGGAAAGCUCGUUCCCGCUGGUCAAAUCAUAGUGAUGCGUGGUGAGGUUGAGUCUAUUCAAGACCCUGAGUGGUGGAAUCAAGAUUCUGUCAUGUCUGUCAUGGAUCACGUUUGCGAGAAGAUGGGCCGAAAUACUGGCAUGAAAGCUGUCUUUGGUGGUGCCGUCAAGAAGCCCUUGAUGACCAAGGUUUCAAUGAGGCACUUGAAUGAGAUUGUCCGAGAACGAAACCAAUACUCCAGAGAUGCUCUUGAGGCUUGGCAAGAUUUCAUUAACCUCAAGGGUCGCAUGGAUACCGAGCUCGGAAAGGUCACCAAGCGAAACAACUUUUUGGUUGAGGAGCUCGAGAGCUGGAAGCAACAGUUCCUCAAAUUCCAAGCAUUCGCUGAGCAACUCACCAAGGAAACCUCCGAUCUCAAGGUCAAGAUUGAGAACCACAAACGUGAGAAUAGACGUCUCACAGGUCUCAUUGAUCAGCAAAAAGACGAUGCAGCUCGCCUCAACACGCGCCUGGCUGGUACCGAGAAGCAACGUGAUGAUGCUCUCGAGGCUUUGGUUCUCCAACAAGAAAUUGCGGAGGAGUUGGAGAGAGAGCGUAAGAAGAACAAGAAAGAGAUGUCCGCGCUUCAGCAUACCAAUGUUACUUUGCUUCGUCAACGUGACGAGGCUCAACGUGUCGUUCUCCACCUGCGCAGUUUGAUUGGUGGUCAAGCUCACCACAUGGAGCAUUUGGUUUCUUCUUUGGGCAAGAACCCAGAUUUGGCGGAAUAUAUCGAGGGUGGUUAUGACGAUGAAGAAGGGGAGCUGGACGACAUUGCUGAGGAGGGCAAGGAAGAAAGUGGAAGCAUGCGUAGAGGAUCCUCUCAGCCAAGAUAUCGCAAUGGCGACGAUAUGACUCCGGAAAUGGAAGCUAGACUUCGCAAUGGGUUGAGGAACAGCAAGAGAUACAGCCAAAUGAGCAUUGUUGAUGUUGCCGACCGUCAUCUUAGAGACAAGACCGAUGCCAUCGCCCACAUCAUCCGAAAUAUCAGCGAUCAGUGUGCUGCUGCUGUUGAAGGCCUACAGCUUGCACAUGAUGCGGAAGUCGAGGCUGAAGAGCUCGCUCACAGAACCAUGAGACAACAUCACAGACACAGCAACCUAUCCACUGUCACCGCAAGUGAUGAUGGACAUUCAGCAAUGGGCUCCGAGAUGGGAGAGGAUAGUUUUCUGCACCCCAGUGGCCGCACGUCGAGUAUCCCUCCCACACCUGAUCUCAUCCACAACCGGUCCAGUACGUCCAUGUCGAUCGCCAGCUCAACGACCACGCCUGAGAGAAACAGCCAGCAGUACCACACUGGUGCUGACAUUCCAACCAAGAUCGUUGAGGAUAGCGAGGAGGAAAUCGAGGGAAGAAGCGAAGGUGAACCUGAGAUGACAACAAAAGCAAACCUCCUCCAUCGCCCAGCCGGUGCUCGGAUUUCAGCGUUAGGUGGUCAUUAA
Messenger RNA from Glarea lozoyensis ATCC 20868, 2766 nucleotides. RefSeq lists its product as uncharacterized. NCBI's taxonomy places the organism in Eukaryota, Fungi, Ascomycota, Leotiomycetes, Helotiales, Helotiaceae. The record is from RefSeq and is a predicted model, not a curated record. The coding region runs from base 1 to 2766 and encodes 921 amino acids. The transcript is spliced from 4 exons. Gene Ontology annotation, cellular component: cytoplasmic vesicle. Gene Ontology annotation, biological process: regulation of Rab protein signal transduction.